Fonsecaea multimorphosa CBS 102226 is the source of this 993-nucleotide messenger RNA. RefSeq lists its product as uncharacterized. Bases 1 to 993 code for a protein of 330 amino acids. Gene Ontology annotation, cellular component: cytoplasm. The transcript has a single exon. NCBI's taxonomy places the organism in Eukaryota, Fungi, Ascomycota, Eurotiomycetes, Chaetothyriales, Herpotrichiellaceae. Gene Ontology annotation, molecular function: manganese ion binding; arginase activity. The record is from RefSeq and is a predicted model, not a curated record.
AUGGGAUUCCGUGCUGUUAGAAUCAUAAACAUCCCCUCAGACAUUGGUUCCGUGUACUCUGGCAAGUCACGAGCUCCCACAGCCUUCAAAGCAGCUGGCCUGCAGGAGAAACUCGAAACUACGGGAUGGCAAGUCGCAGAAUCAACCGCCCUAUCCAACGGUCCCAGCGAAUGGACCCCGAGCGGGCGGGCCCCAAACGGAGCGCGGAACGAAGCAGCCACUGUUGCUGCUUGCGAGGAGGUUCGCCAAGCUAUUGGAAAAGAUAUCAUCGGUAACGACGAGAGCCGCUUCGCAGAUGGUUUCCAAUUGAUUCUCGGUGGCGAAUGUCUCUAUUGUCCGUCCAUCAUGUCAGCAUAUUGGCAUCAUCUUGAAGGGACAGGGUUGCGCAUAGGCCUCGUUUACAUGGACGCUGAUUGCGACUUGUACACCCCCACGGAACCCAACUCAUCGGGUAACAUUGCCGGAAUGACACUGACACAUCUGACAUUCCGCGAGGGAGCUUUGAAGAGUAUGCAGAAGUUCUCUCGUGCUGACGGCUCCGCUGUGGUCGACAACACCAACAUCGUCCUAUUCGGUCUGAACAUUGACUCGGCCGCCAACAAGCGGGAUCACUUGGGCUACCUCUUUGACAACAAUUUCCGCGUCUUCACCUCUCGAGCAGUCGAAGUUGCGGCACAGGAACAAGCCGAGGCAGCUUUGAAAUGGCUGGGAGACAGGGUGGACUACAUCAUCCUCCACUUAGACGUUGAUGUGAUAGACCCCGGGGUCUUCCCAUUAGGCAAUGUUCCAAGCUGGACGGGUCUCGGUUUUGAAGCGGCCAUGGCUGCGGCAAAGACGUUCUUGAGAAGUGAGAAGACUAUCGCACUUAGUAUUGCCGAGGUGAACCCUGAUCAUGACCCGGGUCUGAAGAUGACGAUGCAACUCGUCGAUCAGAUUGUUGACGGUAUGAACGAAAGGAUGACAUCCGGGGCUCAAAAUCUCGGAGUGCAGUAG